CGAGUUUUGGGAUGCCCACAUGUAUCUGUAAAAAGAGUUGGAGAAUACCUGCUUUAGACCCUUUUGCACAGAAACAAGCUUGUGUUUUAGUCAGUUGCCUUUUGUCUACAACAAAAAUCAAAUGAAUAUGAUCCCUACUUGUUCUAUAAACGUGACAGAAUCAUCAUGUCAAUCGGCAGUGCAUUUUUGUGCACUUUUAAAUUUAAUUACUCCUUUAUUGAGGAAUAAAAGCAUAAAAGAAGUAUAUAAAAAAUCAUACUUUAAUCAAAAUGAUAUAGAGUAUGAUUUUAUAAUAGUUGGAGGAGGAACAGCCGGAUCAGUUUUGGCAAAUAGAUUGUCAGAAAUAGAAAACUGGAAUAUAUUGUUAUUAGAAGCGGGUUCUGAAGAACCAGAAAUUACUAAAAUUCCCGCAUUAGCACCUUUUUUAUGGGCUAGUAAUUUGGAUUGGAACUUUUUAUCCCAACCGGAAGAAAAUGCUUGUGGUUCAAAAGGAGGACGUUGUCACUUAUCUCUUGGCAAGGUGUUGGGUGGCUCUAGUGCCAUUAACAUGAUGAAGUACGUCAGAGGAAAUAAAUUAGACUAUGAUACAUGGGCACAUUUAGGAAACGUUGGUUGGGAAUAUCAAAAUGUGUUGGAUUAUUUUAAAAAGUCAGAAAACAACACUGACCAUAAGCUAACGAAUUCCAAGUACCACAAUAGCGGAGGUUACUUAACUCUUGAAAAUAGCCAAUAUAUGGAUGCAAGCAUUGCAUCUGUAUUCGAAGCUCUAUUAGAAAUGGGUUUUAAAAAUGUAGAUGUGAAUGGUGAAGACCAACUGGGAGUAACAAAAUUGCAAACUUCGACCAAAAAUGGAAUUCGUCAGAGCACAAAUAAGGCAUUUUUAGAACCAAUUAGAUUAAUGAGAAAAAAUUUAAAAAUCGAAACAAAUGCACAUGUUAUAAAAGUUUUAAUAGACAAAUUUAAAAAUGUCACUGGAGUUGAGUAUAAAAACAAAGAUGGAACAAUUAACAAAGUUUUUGCAAAAAAAGAAAUAAUAUUGUCAGCGGGUGUAUUUAAUUCUCCAAAAAUUCUAAUGCUUUCGGGUAUUGGAGAUAGAAAAAAUUUAGAGAAACAUAAUAUUGAAGUAAUUAACGAUUUACCAGCAGUUGGUAAAAAUUUACACGAUCACGUUAGACUCAAUGCUUUAUAUUUUUUAUUGCCAGAAAAUUUUACAACGGAAAAUAAUUUAGAAUAUAAGAAAAUUGACUUGGAUGAUUAUUUUGAUAAGCAGAAAGGACCAUUAACGUCUAUUGGUUUAAAUUCAGUGUGUGCUUUUGCUCAAACGAACUAUGAAAAUAGAUCUGGAGUACCAGAUGUAAAACUAGUUUUUUCAGGAACAUUAAUUGAACUAUUCAAUGAUUCACAUUGUAAAUCACCACUGUCAGGAACAUAUUACAAUUCGUUUAGUUUAAAUAUUGAACUUCAAGCUCCAGAAAGUAGAGGAUUUUUAAAAUUAAAUACUACAAAUCCCGUGUGGGGUGAUCCGGAAAUUACUUUAAAUUACUUUAAAAAUAAAAAAGAUAAAGAAAUUUUAAUGGAUGCUAUUAGAAUAGCUACACAAAUAAAUAGUACAAAGUCAUUUAGGGAAAAUAAAUUUAAAUUAAUUGAACGAUCCGGUUGCGAAAAAUGGGAAUUUAAUACAGAAUCUUAUUGGUCAUGUAUAAUAAAUAAAUAUUCUGAUUCUGGGUAUCAUUUUGUAGGCACUUGUAAAAUGGGUCCAGAGAUUGAUUUGGAAGCUGUUAUUGAUCCUAGAUUACGAGUAUAUGGUGUUAAAAGAUUAAGGGUAGUUGAUGCAUCUAUAAUGCCAAUUAUACCUCGAGGAAAUACUAAUGCUCCUACAAUUAUGAUAGCCGAAAAAGCUUCUGAUUUAAUUAAAGAAGAUUGGUUAAAUCAUUAGGUUUAAUUUAACAAAUUUUUAAUCCAUGACUUUUCGUUUGUAGGACAAAUUGGUUGAACUCCUUAUCUGACUAUUUUAGUAUUUUAUGUACAAGCAGAUGUAAAUGUAUAAAUGGAGAAUCAUUUUU
Molecule: messenger RNA, 2063 nt
Organism: Leptopilina boulardi
Lineage: Eukaryota; Metazoa; Arthropoda; Insecta; Hymenoptera; Figitidae
Product: glucose dehydrogenase [FAD, quinone]-like
Exons: 5
Coding region: 122-1936 (604 amino acids)
Molecular function (GO): flavin adenine dinucleotide binding; oxidoreductase activity, acting on CH-OH group of donors
Source: RefSeq, a predicted model, not a curated record